GCACAACGGGAACAUCUUGCUGGACGCGGACGGACACAUCAUCCACAUCGAUUUUGGGUUCAUCCUCUCCAGCUCCCCCAGGAAUCUCGGCUUCGAGACGUCCGCCUUCAAACUCACCACGGAGUUUGUGGACGUGAUGGGGGGCCUGGACGGGGACAUGUUCAACUACUACAAGAUGCUGAUGCUGCAGGGGCUCAUCGCCGCCCGCAAGCACAUGGAUAAAGUUGUGCAGAUCGUCGAGAUCAUGCAGCAAGGGUCACAGCUCCCCUGUUUCCACGGCUCCUCCACCAUCCGCAACCUGAAGGAGCGUUUCCACAUGAACAUGACGGAGGAGCAGCUCCAGCUGCUGAUCGAGCAGAUGGUGGACGGCAGCAUGCGCUCCAUCACCACCAAACUCUACGACGGCUUCCAGUACCUCA
Mesitornis unicolor (brown roatelo) is the source of this 419-nucleotide messenger RNA. Its product is annotated as phosphatidylinositol 4-kinase beta-like. Gene Ontology annotation, cellular component: cytoplasm; membrane. Gene Ontology annotation, molecular function: 1-phosphatidylinositol 4-kinase activity. The transcript is spliced from 3 exons. The annotation marks the transcript as partial. Lineage: Eukaryota; Metazoa; Chordata; Aves; Mesitornithiformes; Mesitornithidae. Gene Ontology annotation, biological process: phosphatidylinositol-mediated signaling; phosphatidylinositol phosphate biosynthetic process. The record is from RefSeq and is a predicted model, not a curated record.